Molecule: messenger RNA, 1017 nt
Organism: Plasmodium gonderi
Lineage: Eukaryota; Apicomplexa; Aconoidasida; Haemosporida; Plasmodiidae
Product: peptide chain release factor
Exons: 1
Coding region: 1-1017 (338 amino acids)
Biological process (GO): translational termination
Molecular function (GO): translation release factor activity
Source: RefSeq, a predicted model, not a curated record
AUGAAAUUAGCGAAUAAUCUAGCACAUAAUUUGAUAUAUUUUCUCUCCUUUAUAGCCAUGCUUAUGUCUAUUAAAUGUAAAAACAUUACAAUUGUAGGGAAAUAUUUUUUUUUAUGCAAGUACACAAAAAGAAUUAAUAAGAAUUAUUUAAGUUCAUAUAUAAGAAAAGAUGUUGAAAACUAUUCGAAAUAUUUUAAAAAUUCCUGUUCUCUGAUUUUAUCUUCUGGAACUGGAGGAACAGAAGCUUGUGACUUUUGCAACAUGUUGUAUAAUAUGUAUAUGAAAUAUUUAUCAAAAAUGAAAAAUAAGAAAAACAUAAAAUAUGAAGUGAUCGAUUUAAGUAAGAAUGAAGUGGGGAUAAAAAAAGUGGAAAUAAAAAUUGAUGGAGAAUACAGUUUCUACAAUUUUGUAUCAGAAAAGGGGAUUCACAGGAUGGUUCGAAAUUCUCCAUUUAAUGCGCAAAAUAAAAAAAUGACGUCAUUUGUAAAGGUUGAUGUAAUACCUACUUUAAGUUAUAACGACACGAAUGUAAUUAAUUUUUUAAAUAUAGCUGAAAAUACUUCUACACCGGUAAAAAAGGUUCUGAACAGUCGUAAUAUGAACAUUAAUGAAAUUCCAAUAAAUAAAAGCGAUUUGAUUAUUCAAACCAUGCGUUCGGGUGGGAAAGGAGGACAAAAUGUUAAUAAGGUUGAAACAGCUGUUCGAAUUUUACACAAACCAACAAAUAUUUCUGUAAAAGUAUCUAGUGAGAGAUCUCAAAUUCUUAAUAAAAGAAUUGCAUUAAAAACGAUAUAUGAAAAAUUGCUGUAUUUACAAUUAGAAGCUCUAAAAGAUAAAAAAUACGAACUAGCUAAUAAAAGCUUAACACAUUUCGGAGAACAAAUUAGAAAUUAUAUUUUGUAUGGAAAUAAAAUGAUAAAGGACAUAAGAACCAAUGCCACUUCGACUGAUGUUGAUCGAGUCUUGUCUCAGGGAGAAAUUGAUUUGUUUGUGGAUGCAUACAAAAAAUAUCUAUAA